AGCAGGCGGGGCCUGUGACGCCAGGUCGUUUACUCCGGAAAAGGCGGCGACUGCAGAGGCCACAGAACCGGAGGGUUUGUCGUAGACCACCGCGCCCGGGAACCGAGCAAGAGGCUCGUAACCCGGAAGCGGAAGUGAGCCCCCAUCCCAGCUUCGGUUUCGCACUAGUCCCAGGCCCACCAGCGGGCUCCUGCCUCCAUGGACCUGUUGUUUGGGCGCCGGAAAACGCCGGAGGAGCUGCUGCGGCAGAACCAACGAGCCCUGAACCGCGCCAUGCGAGAGCUGGACCGUGAGCGACAGAAGCUGGAGACCCAGGAAAAGAAAAUCAUCGCAGACAUCAAGAAAAUGGCCAAGCAGGGCCAGAUGGAUGCUGUGCGCAUCAUGGCAAAGGACCUGGUACGAACACGUCGCUAUGUGCGUAAGUUUGUGCUGAUGCGGGCCAACAUCCAGGCUGUGUCCCUCAAGAUCCAGACACUCAAGUCUAACAACUCGAUGGCGCAAGCCAUGAAAGGCGUCACCAAGGCCAUGGGCACCAUGAACAGACAGCUGAAAUUGCCCCAGAUCCAGAAGAUCAUGAUGGAGUUUGAACGGCAGGCAGAGAUCAUGGACAUGAAAGAGGAGAUGAUGAACGACGCCAUUGAUGAUGCCAUGGGUGAUGAGGAGGAUGAAGAGGAGAGUGAUGCUGUUGUGUCCCAGGUCCUGGAUGAACUGGGACUGAGCCUGACAGAUGAGCUGUCCAACCUCCCCUCCACUGGAGGCUCCCUCAGCGUGGCAACUGGCGGGAAGAAAGCGGAGGCCGCAGCCUCAGCCUUGGUGGAUGCUGAUGCAGACCUAGAGGAACGCCUAAAGAACCUGCGGAGAGACUAACAGCCCCAGGCCACCCCAGGGGCCCAGUCAAUGCUUUUUCACUGCGCCCUUUCUGUAAUAAAAGAGAUUGGACACUA
This is a messenger RNA of Phyllostomus hastatus (greater spear-nosed bat), 944 nucleotides long. RefSeq names its product charged multivesicular body protein 2A (gene CHMP2A). Gene Ontology annotation, biological process: late endosome to vacuole transport; protein transport; endosome transport via multivesicular body sorting pathway. The transcript is spliced from 6 exons. The record is from RefSeq and is a predicted model, not a curated record. NCBI's taxonomy places the organism in Eukaryota, Metazoa, Chordata, Mammalia, Chiroptera, Phyllostomidae. Gene Ontology annotation, cellular component: multivesicular body; ESCRT III complex. The coding region runs from base 199 to 867 and encodes 222 amino acids.